AUGGCCGAUCUUCCAUCAAGGAGAGUAACAGAAACACGCCCAUUUGAAAAUAUAGGACUCGACUACUUUGGCCUUAUAACCGUCCAUGAUGAUCAUGAGGAACGUACAAACGUUUAUGGAUGCAUACUCACAUGUUGUGUAAGUCGCCUCAUCCAUCUGGAAAUCGUAUCCGACGGAACCACCGAGAAAUUUCUCAACGCAUUUCGUCGAUUCGUAGCUCGUAGAGGAAAACCACACCUAGUUACCUGUGACAAUGCACCAACCUUUAUAUUGGGAAGUGAAAUCUUGAACGAUUCUCUAACCGAUACUUCAACCAAUGAAGACAUAGUUCGUAAUAUGAGCAAUCAGAUGAUCGAAUGGAAGCAUAACACUCCUUAUUCACCUUGGAAAGGCGGCUUCUAUGAACGUCCCAUAAAAUCAGUCAAACAAGCCCUAUUCAAGGCGAUCAAAAGACGCAUUUUAACAAUAGAUCAGCUACACACGUUCCUCGUAGAAAUCGAAGGAUGUCUUAACUGUAGGCCUCUCACCUACCAAGAAGACGACAUUAACGGUGCUCUACUACCUCUUCGUCCAAUAGAUUUCAUGCAACGGGAAAUGGAAGUGACUCUUCCGUUUAAUUUCUCAGAAGAAGAAAGGGCAGAUCCCAUUUUCCUACCUCCCUCGGAAGCAUUACAAUUCGAAACCAGACUACAAACCGAAAAAGCAUUGCAAUCUUCCUACGUUCUCAUAGAACGUUUCUGGGAAAAGUGGAAAAAUCACUAUUUAACAGCUCUUCGAGAGCAACAUCGCCGCACUAUUGACGGUAAAAGGGGAAACGCUAAUGAAGUCCGGGAAGGUGAAAUAGUUCUUAUAACGGACGCUCUACAAAAAAGGAAUCACUGGAAAUUAGCGCGCAUCUCCAAACUAGUACCAAGUAUCGACGGAGCAGUGAGAGAAGCAGAAGUGUACUGCAGCAAAAAGACACUUCGGCGCCCUAUCAACCAGCUCAUUUCACUGGAAAUCCAAGGAAAUGAAGAAGAGUCCCAACAGAGCACAACUUCGGAAGCUCAACAAUUACAAUCUCCACCUUCUAAUAGUCGAUGUAAUCUACGCCCAAAAAAGACGAAACCUCGCUAUACGGAAGAACAACGUCAGGACAACGGUAAUAUCUACGGGUUUACCACAAAAAGAUCACCGACAACGUGGCCUACAACACUAUAUCUAAAGAUGACCCUCACCUUGGUUGUCAUCUCGUUUGUCAAGGGAAAACACCUGCCAAUCGAGAAGCCAAAAACGACUCAGAAUUAUCCACACCUAAACUAUGCCAUAGAAUGCAAAGAACAAGGGUUAUACAUUCAUGCCCCACAGGCAGAAGAACAUAAAUUAUGCGUUAACAAUUACUGCAUAAGGGAGAAGUCACCUCCACUACAUAAACUCUUACGCUUACCACCAGAAGUACUUCACGACUUUGAAGUAAACUGGAAAAUACGCAUAGGAGGUAGUUACACUACCGUUGAAACGGCUUGUUCAGCACCACCUUUCUGCUCAGCAAUAGACUGUACUAUGUGCGCCGCCAAUAUUUUAAACCCCGAAUGUUGGCCCCUUGCGGCAAUAGCAGGAUUAGGUAUAAUACUAUACCUUCUCGUUGCCAUCUGCUACACCCUUUGUUACAUACCAAUUACAGUUGGCCGACCAUUCCGCAUCAUCAUUGCGGAAAUAGGCAAAAUACUUGACUUAAUGGCACUCUUUAUAUGGUGUUGCUGUCAGCGGAUUACUCUCUGA
Molecule: messenger RNA, 1761 nt
Organism: Necator americanus (New World hookworm)
Lineage: Eukaryota; Metazoa; Nematoda; Chromadorea; Rhabditida; Ancylostomatidae
Exons: 1
Coding region: 1-1761 (586 amino acids)
Biological process (GO): DNA integration
Molecular function (GO): nucleic acid binding
Source: RefSeq, a predicted model, not a curated record